AUGGGCUUACUCAUAUGUUCGGCCGAAACAAAAGCAAGAAGCGUUUGCAAACUUGUCACUGCGGCGACCUUUGGAUUCCUGGACCUUCUAGAGGUGCCCUACUAUUUCUUUUUGGUAAUAUUCAAGAGAAGGGUUUUCAAUGGCUUUAUGCGGACAAUACAGGCUCUUGUAAUAAUCACGCUUCUCUCACUCUUACCCACGAGUCUUUCACUAUUAUUACCUUGA
Bipolaris maydis ATCC 48331 is the source of this 225-nucleotide messenger RNA. Lineage: Eukaryota; Fungi; Ascomycota; Dothideomycetes; Pleosporales; Pleosporaceae. The record is from RefSeq and is a predicted model, not a curated record.